Halteromyces radiatus is the source of this 1308-nucleotide messenger RNA. RefSeq names its product kinase-like domain-containing protein. Lineage: Eukaryota; Fungi; Mucoromycota; Mucoromycetes; Mucorales; Cunninghamellaceae. Gene Ontology annotation, biological process: protein phosphorylation; intracellular signal transduction; intracellular monoatomic cation homeostasis. The coding region runs from base 1 to 1308 and encodes 435 amino acids. Gene Ontology annotation, molecular function: ATP binding; protein serine/threonine kinase activity. The transcript is spliced from 2 exons. The record is from RefSeq and is a predicted model, not a curated record.
AUGGCUACGCAAGUUUGUCAUAAUUUACAUCAUGAUACAAAUGAUAACAACAUCAGCAACAACAACAAUAAUAAUAAUAGUCGUCGAUCCUCUAUGCAUAGCUUUGCGGGUAUUGAAAGCCCUGGAGCUAAACUAAGUAGAUCACUAGGUAGUAUUCUACGGCAUUUUCACCAUCCGAUUCCCACUUCUCCGUCCAACAGUCAUCCUCUUUUCAAUGGAUCCAACCAUACUUUUGAUCAAGUAGAUCGAUUGGAAUCUAAAUAUGGACCUUAUAUCAAACCUAUCGACAAAAAAAAACAUCUUGGUGGAAACAAAAAGAAUGUGGCAAGUGGUGCUACUGCUGUGAUUCGACUGGUUCAACCUCGCGAUGGUUCUCCUAUCUUGGCUGUCAAGGAAUUUAUCAAGAAAGAUAAGAAUGAAGAUGAACGUGCUUAUAGAAAACGAAUGCAAAAUGAAUAUUGUAUUAGUAAAUCAGCAAGUGGUCAUCCUCAUGUUGUGGAAACAAAGGAUCUUGUUUUGGAUGAACAUAAUCGAUGGUGUACUGUGAUGGAAUAUUGUGCUGGUGGUGAUUUAUUUAGUUUAUUGGAAGAAAGACCUACGUUAUCUAUCAUGGAACAAUCAUGCUUAUUCAAACAACUCCUUUUGGGAUUACAACAUUUACACAAAUUGGGAAUUGCACACCGUGAUAUCAAACCUGAAAAUCUAGUGAUGACAACAGGUGGUACAUUGAAGAUUGCUGAUUUUGGCGUGGCGGAUGUUGUACAGACCUGUUUUGAAAAAGAGGCUCAUCUUUGUCAUGAAUGGUGUGGCUCUGAAAACUUUUGGUCGCCUGAAAUGUGGACGUUGACAAGUGCCCAAGACCCUUAUGAUGGUCGUGCAUUAGAUAUCUGGAGUGCUGCCGUGACUUAUUAUUGUAUCCGAUUCCAUUCUCUUCCUUUCAAAUGUAGUUUCUAUCGUGCUCCUACUAUGAAACAUGCUGUUCCUGGAUCACCAGCCAUGGUGGCUGCUCAAGCUGAAGAUCAUGGCGAUAAAGGUUAUCAACAAUACCUCGAUCAACGACAAAAAGAUCUUUUACAAUGUCACCUUUGGCUUGGACCAUCACAAGAAACAUCAAACAAUGAGGGAUUAUCCAUGGAAAUUCGCUCUUGCUUGGCACAUUUAUUGGAUCCUGACCCAAAACAACGUUGGACUGUGGACCAAGCUUUGGAUUGUGAUUGGAUGAACAAUGUAGAAAUGUGUGAUGAUGGGGAACUUCCAAAUGGUUGGCGACAUUAUCAUUGUGCACACAAGAUACGCAAUUUUUAUUAG